AAGCUCCGUAUUAUUUUUAAAAUGUUUACAGUCUGACAGUCUGAAACGUUAUUAAAAUAGUUAUAAUUAUAUUUUAUUUUUAAAUUAAUUGUCUUAUUAGUUAAUUUACAUUGUAGAUGUGAAAGGCAGUGAUAGGAAAAAAAAGUGUAUAAAAUCUUAUCAUGUCUAGUAAACUGAAAGUGACAACAGAAUGGAAAAAGCGUGUUAAACAAGAGUAUAUGCGAUUGAGGCAAAUUAAACGUUUUAAACGUGCUGAUGAUGUAAAGGUGUCAUGGAAUCAAAAUCGUUUAAAAAUGACGGAAAUUAUAAUAGAGGAGCAAAAACGAUGGACGGAAUGUAAGGCUACGUGGGUACCAACUCCAGACCCACCCCCUCAUGUCUCAUGUAUGAAAAAGGCAGAGGUUGUAGGAAAUGAAGGUGAUAUUCAAGUGGCACAUAUCAAAGUAAUUAAUGCUGUAACUCCUAUUCCAACAAUGUACACAUGGGCCCCAAUUCAGCAGAAUUUCAUGGUUGAAGAUGAAACAGUACUCCAUAAUAUUCCAUAUAUGGGAGAUGAAAUCCUUGAUCAGGAUGGGACAUUUAUUGAAGAAUUAAUAAAAAAUUAUGAUGGCAAAGUUCAUGGAGACAGGGAAACUGGCUUUAUGGACGAUGAGCUGUUUGUGGACUUGGUCCAUGCUCUGAUGCAAUAUCAAGAGAAGGACAAAUCUGAAAAAAAGGAGACUGCAAAAGAGAAAAAAGAAAAAGAGGAUAAUAAAAAAGUUGAAGAGGAAUUUCCUUGUUUUAUGAUCUUUCAAGCCAUCUCGUCUCAGUUUCCUGAUAAAGGAAGAGCAGACCAACUUAGAGAAAAAUAUAUUGAACUGACUGAACGUUUGGACCCAAAUGCUCUUCCUCCUGAGUGUACUCCCAAUAUUGAUGGACCAAUGGCAGAAUCUGUCCCUAGAGAACAAACAAUGCAUUCUUUUCAUACCCUGUUUUGCAGGCGUUGUUUUAAAUACGACUGCUUUUUGCAUAGGCUUCAAGCUUGUCACCCUGGUCCAAAUUUAAAACGCAGAGGCCCUGAUUUAAAACCAUUCACAGAUCCUUGUGGACCAGAUUGUUACAUGCUUUUGGAUGGAAUUAAAGAAAAAUUGGCCGCAAAAAGAGAACAAGAACAGGAAGAACAUGAAGCCCUCAAGAAUAAAGAAAAAAUAUCAAAAGAAGCUCUUGUGAUCACUGAAGGAGGUAAAUCGACUACAAUGCCAAGAAAGGUGUGCAAGCAGCAAUCUGUGGACUCAGGCAAUGAGGCUAGUUCAGAAGACAGCAAUGACAGUAAUAAUAAGGAUUUUAAUCGUAAAAUUGACAAUGAGACUCCUUCAACAGAUUCUACAGAUGCCGACCCUGUGUCCACGACCACUUCUUUCAGUCUUUUAGGACUUAUGGGUGAAAACGACCAUCGCGAAUGGACGGGGGCCGAUCAAAGUCUUUUCAGAGCUUUGCACAAAGUCUUUCUCAACAACUAUUGCGCUCUCGCACAAAUGAUGCUCACCAAAACAUGUCAACAGGUUUAUCAUUUUGCCCAAAAAGAAGCAGCUCAUAUUCCUACUGAGGAAUCGAUGAGAGAUUAUACCCCUCCUAGAAAGAAGAAGAAAAAACAUCGACUGUGGUCUAUGUACUGUAGAAAAAUCCAAUUGAAGAAAGAUUCUAGCAGCAACCACGUAUACAAUUUCACUCCCUGCGAUCACCCAGGACAGCCCUGUGACGCCAUGUGUCCCUGUAUUGGUGCACAAAAUUUCUGUGAGAAAUUUUGUCAGUGCAGCUCUGACUGUCAAAAUCGUUUUCCUGGAUGCCGUUGUAAGGCACAAUGCAACACGAAGCAGUGCCCCUGUUAUCUUGCUGUUCGAGAAUGCGAUCCAGAUCUUUGCCAAACUUGCGGUGCUGAUCAGUUUGAUGUCACAAAAAUUACUUGCAAGAACGUUAGCGUUCAACGAGGACUUCAUAAACAUCUUUUGAUGGCGCCUUCGGACGUGGCAGGUUGGGGAAUAUUCCUAAAGGAUAGCGCGCAAAAGAACGAAUUUAUUUCAGAAUACUGUGGCGAAAUUAUUUCCCAAGACGAAGCAGAUCGACGAGGGAAAGUCUAUGAUAAAUAUAUGUGUAGCUUUUUAUUUAAUCUCAAUAACGAUUUUGUUGUUGAUGCUACACGUAAAGGAAAUAAAAUUCGUUUUGCAAAUCACUCAAUAAAUCCAAAUUGUUAUGCCAAAGUAAUGAUGGUUAAUGGGGACCACAGGAUAGGAAUAUUUGCAAAACGAGCAAUUCAACCUGGAGAAGAACUCUUCUUUGACUACAGGUAUGGUCCUACUGAACAACUGAAAUUCGUGGGGAUCGAACGGGAAAUGGAGUUUGUUCUUGAUAACAAAUAAGUAAAAGUUAUUCAACUAAGUAGCUAUCUAUUAUAUUAUAAUUGUUGUAUUUUAUUAUAGUGUUGAAUGCUUUUUUUAUUUUUUAAACAACCAAUUUGGUUUGCAAGCCAUAGCCAGAGAAUUGUGAGGAAUUUGCUCCAUUUAAAUUGAAUUACACAUAUUUUCUGUUAUCUCUAAAUUUUUUUAAUUUAGUUUUCCUAAAUUUGAAAUGUUUUAAAUUAAGGUCAGCUUUAGAGGGUAAGUUUGACUUAGUAUGGGGCAAAUUCACCACUGUACUUCCCAUUUUAAAAUUGGUGAUUUAAAUUAAAUAAAUUUCUCAACCACAUAGAUUAUAGAACAUAUGUACACAUAAACUAUCGUAUUAAAUUUUGUAUUUUAAA
Molecule: messenger RNA, 2776 nt
Organism: Agrilus planipennis (emerald ash borer)
Lineage: Eukaryota; Metazoa; Arthropoda; Insecta; Coleoptera; Buprestidae
Gene: E(z)
Product: histone-lysine N-methyltransferase E(z)
Exons: 11
Coding region: 162-2396 (744 amino acids)
Biological process (GO): chromatin remodeling
Molecular function (GO): histone H3K27 methyltransferase activity; protein binding
Source: RefSeq, a predicted model, not a curated record